AUCCCACCAUAUAUUCCUCCCUACCUCAGCUUCUCUAUCUGUUUGUGACAGAAACCCAUCCGACCCUCUCGCUAAAAAAUAACCAUCCCUUCUUCUCAGCUGUCUCAAAACACCCAAGAGUUAUUUUCUGUGUUCAAAAAAUCGAGAUAUUCGGGCGGGCUCUGGUCGAGGCGAUUUACUGGGACGGAUCCAUGGCUAGCGCAGAGAGCUCCGAUGGUUGGAGCGACUCUGAAUCAGGAGAAAACCCAAGUCCAAUCCAGAGAGAGAAAAAGAGUUAUUUGUGUGAAAGAGGGUGGAUCCUAGGAAGAGUGUUCGACCCUCGAAGCAAAAUCAUUCAGGAAUGGAACAGGGUCUUCCUCUUAGUCUGUGCUGCUGGGCUCGCAGUCGACCCCCUCUUUUUGUACGCUCUCUCUAUAAGCGACACCUGUCUCUGCCUCUUCAUCGACGGCUGGUUUGCACUGACGGUGACGGCCCUGCGUUGCAUGACUGAUUUGAUGCACCUGUGUAACAUGUGGGUUCAGUUGAAGACGUGCUAUGUAACAAAGCACUCUGUAGGGGUGGGGGGUGGAACCCUACAAACUCAUCCUAGGGCAGUUGCCCUCCAUUAUUUGACCUCUAAGAAGGGCUUCCUGUUUGACCUCUUUGUUAUACUUCCCAUUCAACAAAUGGUUUUAUGGGUUGUUGCACCAAAUUUGAUAAGGCUAGGCUCCACCACCACAGUGAUGACAGUGUUUCUGAUAAUGUUUCUUUUCCAAUAUCUCCCCAAAUUAUACCACGCAAUCUCUCUCUUACGAAGGAUGCAGAACCUGUCCGGCUACAUUUUUGGAACAAUUUGGUGGGGUUUUGCCCUCAAUAUGAUUGCAUACUUCGUGGCUGCUCAUGCCGCAGGAGCAUGCUGGUACUUGCUAGGGAUUCAGAGGGCAGCAAAGUGUUUGAGAGUGCAAUGUCGAGGCAUGGCGAGUUGCUCCUUAACGACAUUAGGAUGCAAAGACACUAUAUACUAUGGCACCGCCAUUGUUAGGGACUCCAUGAGAAUGGCCUGGGGAGCAAAUAAGCAAGUGAGGCAUAUGUGUAUAGACACUGCGGAUAACUUUAACUAUGGAGCAUACAAAUGGGUAGUCCCACUUGUCACAAACUCAAGUCGUUUGGAGAAGAUACUCUUCCCCAUCUUUUGGGGAUUAAUGACUCUGAGCACUUUUGGGAACUUGGAGAGCACGACGGAAUGGGUGGAGGUGGUGUUCAAUAUCAUAAUUCUAACAAGUGGCCUAUUGCUAGUUACAAUGUUGAUCGGUAAUAUUAAGGUAUUCCUGCAAGCGACGACAUCGAAGAAGCAGGCAAUGCAGCUGAAGAUGAGGAACAUGGAGUGGUGGAUGAAUAGGAGGCAGCUGCCGCAGGCAUACAGGCAGCGGUUGAGGCAGUACGAGAGGCAGAGGUGGGCGGCCAUGAGAGGAGUGGACGAAGUGGCAAUGAUCAAGAACCUGCCUGAGGGCCUACGCCGUGACAUCAAGUAUCACCUCUGCCUUGACCUUGUUCGCCAGGUACCGUUGUUUCAACACAUGGAUGAUUUGGUCCUUGAGAACAUAUGCGACCGUGUCAAGUCUGUAAUCUUCCCCAAGGGGGAGACGAUAACACGCGAGGGCGACCCUGUCGAACGCAUGCUCUUUGUGGUGCGCGGCCACCUCCAGAGCUCCCAAGUGCUGCAUAACGGCCUUCAGAGCAGCUGCAUGCUUGGCCCCGGCAACUUCAGUGGGGAUGAGCUCCUCUCCUGGUGCCUCCGCCGCCCCUUUGUUGAGCGUCUUCCCCCCUCAUCUGCCACUCUCAAAAGUCUGGAGACCGCAGAGACAUUUGUCCUCGAGGCUGCCGACGUGAAGUAUGUCACCCAGCAUUUCAGGUACACAUUCAUGAACGAGCGUGUCAAGCGCAGUGCGCGGUACUACUCGCCGGGGUGGAGAACAUGGGCUGCGGUGGCUAUUCAAUUGGCAUGGCGGCGUCAUAGGCAUAGACUGGCCCUCACUUCAUUGUCAUUUAUACGGCCGAGAAGGCCGCUGUCGAGGAGCACAUCACUAAGCGAGGACCGGCUCAGGCUGUAUACCGCAUUGCUCACAUCGCCAAAGCCCGAUCAAGAUGAGUUCUAUUAAAUCAGGGUAUGGAGGGUUGAACUUUUGGCUUUUUUUUUUUUAUUAUUUGUUAUUCUCACCUGAAUUUAACCAUGCUUUGGGUGGAAUAGCAGAAAGACGAACGGGAUUCAUGUUUUCUGGUGAAUAAAAGUUUGGCAUUAGGCUUUAGGUGCUGGAACGUGUCGGAAUUUGUAGUCUGGUUAAAUCCAUGGAUGAUGGAUUAGUGGAUAUGGUAGUCUGUUCGGACUGUGAAUGGGAUUUUUGCCAGGGAUACCGUGUGCUGUUUCAGUUGGUUAACCAUUUGCCCUAAUUUCAGAGGGGGGGAAAUCCUUUGGUGGGUAUGAAUUGGUAUGGUUUCAUGAAAGGAGCAGUCCAAUUUCUGUUUGUAUAGAGUUUAUGCAUUGAUUGAUAUUUAAUUAUGCAAUGAAAUGAAUAAUCGGGUAGGACUGAGCUCUACCUGAACAAUUAUCAGUA
Messenger RNA from Amborella trichopoda, 2591 nucleotides. RefSeq names its product cyclic nucleotide-gated cation channel 4 (gene CNGC4). NCBI's taxonomy places the organism in Eukaryota, Viridiplantae, Streptophyta, Magnoliopsida, Amborellales, Amborellaceae. The record is from RefSeq and is a predicted model, not a curated record.